UACCCUUUUUACAUUACAGGGUACAGCAGAAAAAUAUCAGGGGAGUAAGGAUUGAAGCUGGGACUUGUAUUGUAUCUGUGUCAAUAUCCGAGCUCAAGGUAAUAUCAUUCACCUUCACUCCUUUGGUGUUUCAAAUUUGAGGCCUUUUCUUCAAUUUGAAUUUUACCCCAUCAACAUGUUGAAUACCCUUCUCUACAAAUGCGUCACUUUCACUGCAGCAUCACAUUACUCUCUUUUCCCCCACUACCCAUUACUAUUUUCUCUGCGUCUCUGCACAACAACCACUUCAAAUUCACGCUCCUUUUCGGUAUCCUACCUCAUCCACAAUUUUGGGUUCUCCUCUGAAUCUGCUUCCAAAGCUUCUGACUCUCACAAAAUUUCUUUCCAGACCCCGGAAAAGACUGAGUCAGUUAUCAGGUUCUUCAGAGACCACGGUUUCUCUAACUCCCAAAUAAUCAAUAUGGUUAGAAAGGUACCAUGGUUGCUUUCCUGCGACCCUUGCAAAAGGGUAUUGCCCAAGUUUGAAUUUUUACUCUCAAAAGGUGUUUCUAGCUCUGAAAUUAUUGACCUAGUGAGUAAGCACCCUGGAUUACUGAGUCCAAGCCUGGAGAAUAAUAUAGUCCCAACCUAUGAAUUGGUACAUGGAUUCUUGAAAUCUGAUGAGCACACUAUUAAUUGUUUGUUUGGUAAUUCCAUUUUCUCUGGCGGCCAUUAUGUCGCGCGCAACAUCAGAGUGUUGCUUCAGAAUGGAGUGGGAGAAACAAACAUUGCACGAUUAUUGCGGAACCGUUGUAAAGGGGUUUUCUCCUCAACUGAUAUUCUUAAGGUGGUGAAGGAAGUAAAUGAUUUGGGGUUUGAUCCUUCAAAAUCGACUUUUGCUUUAGCAUUGGUUGUUAAAAGUAGGAGCCAAACCUCAUGGAAGGAGAAAGUUGACGUCUAUAAGAAAUGGGGUUGGUCCGAUGAAGCCUGUCAUGAAGCUUUUAGAAGGUGCCCUCACUGUAUGUUGACAUCGAUUGACAAAAUAAAUACUGUGAUGAAAUUUUGCGUCAAUCAGUUGGGCUAGGAUGCUUUGGACCUUGUCCAAGCUCCCAAGCUUUUUGGGUUGAGUAUGGAGAAAACUAUCAUUCCAAGGGCUCUUGUUGUCCAGUAUUUACUCGCAAAAGGCUUGAGGAAAAAGAGUGCCAGCUGUUAUACCCCGUUUGUUGUUUCUGAAAAGGAGUUUAUGGAAAAGUAUGUGAUACGUUUUAAGGAGGACACACAUCAACUGUUAAAGCUGUACCAGGAAAAAAAAAAAUUGUUCAAGGAAAAAGGGAUGAUGGUGCAGCAUCUGGGUACUUAUCAAACGGUUAAAUUAUGAGUAAAAAUUUCUCUUACUCGAGAUCUCCCAUUCAAGCACUUGUGUUAACCCUGUCUAAAUUCAACUGAUUUAGUUUAACUGAGUUAUUUCAUUUUGACGGGUUGGAAUGGAACCCUUGUUGGCUGUUGCACUCUUCAAUUUCCAUCACAUUUGUGAUUUAUAUCAAGUACUUGAUGCUUUAUAAAUGACUGAAGCAUUAGAAGUUUAGCACAAACUCUUUAGCAUCCAAUGCUUGUUUGUAACGUAGCUUACACAGUCAUGUUUUUUGUUUCCUUUGUAAUGAAUAAGUAUUUAUCAUCCUUA
Glycine soja is the source of this 1660-nucleotide messenger RNA. RefSeq lists its product as uncharacterized. NCBI's taxonomy places the organism in Eukaryota, Viridiplantae, Streptophyta, Magnoliopsida, Fabales, Fabaceae. The transcript has a single exon. Gene Ontology annotation, molecular function: double-stranded DNA binding. Gene Ontology annotation, biological process: chloroplast organization; regulation of DNA-templated transcription. Gene Ontology annotation, cellular component: chloroplast. The coding region runs from base 176 to 1063 and encodes 295 amino acids. The record is from RefSeq and is a predicted model, not a curated record.